ACCACAUGGAUUGUCUUUGCCAUGCUUUACGGAAACAGGCAUGCAACAAGAAACCUAAACAAGAAGAUGGUGAAACAACGAUGGAUAAAGAAAUACGUGAGUUGUUCCGAUUGUUUGACACAAACAACGAUCGGUCCAUAUCACUGCAGGAGCUGGGCAAGGCGAUGAGGUUUCUUGGGAUGUCACCUUCAGAACAAGAGAUAACUGACGCCAUGAGUGCCUUGGACACAAACGAAAAUGGCAGGAUCGAGUUUCAAGAAUUUUUCAAAUUUAUGCAAGCAGAGAUGACUAAACUGAAUGAAGCAGAUUUCACCAACAAUCAAGACACAGUACGCUCAGCAUUCCGGACGUUUGAUAAGGAUGGAAAUGGAUACAUUGACGAGAAGGAAUUAAGAAUUGCAAUGAAGAAGUUAGGUGAAGCAUUGACUGACAAGGAGCUGGACGAUAUGAUGAAACAAGCUGAUGUCGAUGAGGAUGGCAAAAUCAAUUAUGAAGAGUUCGUCAAGAUAUGGUGUGAAACAACUUGAGGAACUCCUAUCCUUCUACAUAUUUAUCAUUUACAUUAAAUGGAC
This is a messenger RNA of Mya arenaria, 572 nucleotides long. Its product is annotated as neo-calmodulin-like. Gene Ontology annotation, cellular component: myosin II complex. The coding region runs from base 6 to 527 and encodes 173 amino acids. The record is from RefSeq and is a predicted model, not a curated record. Gene Ontology annotation, molecular function: calcium ion binding. The transcript has 7 exons. NCBI's taxonomy places the organism in Eukaryota, Metazoa, Mollusca, Bivalvia, Myida, Myidae.